UUUAUCGAGCCACUUGGAAUAUAUUUUAAGUACCCAAUACGCAACACUAGAAGCUAUUCAGUUCAGUGCCUGUGAAUGUACUAAAUUGGUCGUUUCUUAAGGUUUGAAAAAUGGGUACUCUGAAAAUGUUGCCAUUUUGGGCGUUAGCGUUUAUGCUGCUCUUACAUGCCUCAGAAGCAGCGUAUAAAGUUGGCGUCGGUAGAGCAGACUGCACUGGACCUACAGCAGAAAUCGUAUUUAUGGGAUACGCGAAAUCAGGCCAAAAGGGAUGCGGCUUACACUUGAGGCAGUUUUCCAGGGCGUAUAUCAUCGACGACGGCUCCAAAAGGGCGGCCUUUGUCUCGGUAGACGCCGCCAUGAUGGGUCUUGGUGUACGAAAAGAGGUACUUAAAAACCUAGCCGAACUUUAUGACGACACGUAUAACGAAAACAACGUAAUUAUAAGUGGAACUCACACCCACGGAGCACCUGGUGGUUUCUUGAUGGACGUCAUGUUGGACAUCUCCGUCCUCGGGUUCGUUCAGCAAACCUUCGACGCCCUAGUCAGCGGUAUCACAAAGUCCAUCGCAAGAGCUCAUGAAAAUAUGGUAGACGCAAGAAUAUUUAUAAACUCUGGCGAACUGUUAGAAGCUAAUAUUAAUAGAAGUCCGCAAUCCUACUUGAAAAACCCAAAAGAAGAACGUGCCAAUUACGACUAUAACGUAGACAAAGACCUGGUACAGAUGAAAUUCGUAAGGACGGAAGACGAUGUGCCCAUCGGUGCCAUAAACUGGUUCGCCGUUCACCCGACGUCGAUGAACAACAGCAACUGUUUGGUAACGUCGGACAACGUCGGAUAUGCCUCAAUUUUGCUGGAGAAGAGUGUCAAUCCGGACGCACUAAUUGGCAAAGGAGACUUCGUGGGUGCCUUUGCCUCCACAAAUCUAGGGGAUGUGUCGCCCAACUUGAAGGGUCCUCACUGUAUCAAUACCGGGGAACCUUGUGACACCACCUCCAGUACGUGCGAUGGCGAAGCCAAAUACUGCAUCGCUUUCGGUCCAGGGAACGACAUGUUCGAGAGCACCGAAAUCAUCGCCACCAGACUAUUCAACAAGGCUAGGGAACUUUUCGACGGUUCGGAUGCCACGGAAGUUUCUGGACCAGUGAAGUACAUUCAUCAAUAUGUUGAUAUGCCUACUCAGACAGCAACCAUCACCCUUGCAAAUGGAACGGAACAAGAGGUAAAGGGUUGUCUACCGGGCAUGGGAUACAGUUUCGCUGCCGGCACCACCGACGGACCCGGCGAAUUCGACUUCACGCAGGGCUCCACCUCCUCCAAUCCAUUCUGGAACGUCGUCAGAGAUUUCAUUUUCCCUCCGACGGAUGAAGAUCAAGAGUGCCACGGUGCCAAACCAGUUCUAAUUAUGUCUGGGCGCAUAAAGCUGCCUUACGAGUGGCAACCAGAAGUUGUGUCCACGCAGAUGUUCCAGAUCGGUAACGUCUUCUUCACCGCUGUGCCAGGCGAAUUCACUACUAUGUCGGGCAGACGAUUGCGUAACACCGUCAAGAACACGAUUAUAGAAAACGGUGGUCCAGAGAACACCAGGGUCGUCAUCACUGGGCUUAGCAACAUUUACACGAAUUACAUAGCCACUCCGGAAGAAUAUCAGUUGCAAAGAUAUGAAGGAGCUUCUACAAUCUAUGGACCACACACUCUGACCAUAUACCUAAAAUUAUACAAUAACUUGGCUGCAUCAUUGGUUACGGAUAAAGCUGUACAGGCAGGACCGCCUCCGGCAGAGUUCCCCGACAACCUACUGACCCUCGUAACCCCAGUGCUGUUCGAUACAGCCGGCUUUUCUGGCGACUUCGGCGAUUGCACCGAAGAACCACCUUCUACCGUCAAGAUCGGGGACACGGUCACUGUGAAAUUUAUUGCUGGCCAUCCUAGAAAUGAUCUGAUGACGGAAAAGACGUUCCUCACUGUGGAGAAACAAGACGGAGAUGACUGGACAGUUGUAGCUACGGAUGCCAACUGGGAAACUAGGUUCACAUGGAAGAGAUUAAGCUUCAUAAAAGGUUCCAGCGAGGUUAAAAUCCGAUGGGACAUAAGGGACCACGUGCAGCCGGGUACCUACAGAAUCAGGCACUUCGGCCACUAUAAAUUCAUCCUGGGCGGAAUCUACGCCUACGAAGGCGCCACCAAUACCUUCCGAGUUGUGGCCUAAUGAGCGUCGCUUAAUUCCAAAGCUCGAAUUAUUUAUGUGAUUUAGUUAAGUAUUAUCUUGCCAAAAAUAAAAUAUGUAAAAAUCAA
Messenger RNA from Anoplophora glabripennis (Asian longhorned beetle), 2293 nucleotides. Its product is annotated as neutral ceramidase. The coding region runs from base 111 to 2207 and encodes 698 amino acids. NCBI's taxonomy places the organism in Eukaryota, Metazoa, Arthropoda, Insecta, Coleoptera, Cerambycidae. Gene Ontology annotation, biological process: long-chain fatty acid biosynthetic process; ceramide catabolic process; sphingosine biosynthetic process. Gene Ontology annotation, molecular function: N-acylsphingosine amidohydrolase activity. The record is from RefSeq and is a predicted model, not a curated record. Gene Ontology annotation, cellular component: extracellular region. The transcript is spliced from 14 exons.